GCUUUUAAUAGGCAUCCUUAUUUUGGCCGGUUCUGGGUCUGCUUGUGAAUACUCGCCAGGCAGAUGUGGGGCCUGGGCAGACGGGGAUAUACGGAUAGGGGUGCUCAAUUCCUGCCAUUCCAAAGUGCAGACACUACAUGUGCGAGAACGUCCAGAAAAAUACAACUGCACAGAAUUAAAUCUCCUUUCGCUUGUAAGGACUCUAGCUGUUGUGCAUACUAUUGAAACGAUCAAUAACUCCAGCUUCCUCCCGGGUGUGCGACUGGGCUACUACAUCUGUGAUACUUGCUCUGAUGCAUCAAAGGCCAUUCAGAGCACCGAGCAGCUUCUCGCUGUGAAUGGCACACUGCCUGUCCAAUGUGAGGUGCUUGAAAGGCCUAAUGUAAAAGCAAUCAUUGGAGCACGUUUCUCAGAAGACUCUCUGGCAGUGGCUCGGCUUCUGAGUCUAUACAUGGUCCCACAGAUAAGCACAACAUCAUCUGCACAAACGCUUAGUGAUAAGGUACGAUACCCAGCAUUCCUGCGCACCAUUCCUAGUGAUGUUCACCAAACCAAAGCUCUGGCUAAUUUCAUGAAACACUUUGACUGGAACUGGGUUGGGGUAGUCUACGGGGAUGAUGAUUAUGGGAAAAAUGCCUUACAAAGCUUCUUAGCUGAAUCAGAAGGUGCAGAUAUCUGUCAUGCUUUUAAAGAAGCAUUCCCUCAUUACCUAGCUCACAAUGAAAUCGACAAAAGGAUCCAAGAGGUGGCAGAAAUAAUCAGUUUAUCCAAAGCUAAAGUUGCUGUAUGGUCCAUUGCUCAUGCUUUGGAACUUCUUCUCAGCUGCAAUGAAACUGAUUGCCCUGGAGAACGGGACUUUCCGCCAUGGAAGAUUUACCCAAUUGCCUCCCUUGUGAAAAUGGUACCUGGUCUUUGA
This is a messenger RNA of Sinocyclocheilus rhinocerous, 916 nucleotides long. Its product is annotated as G-protein coupled receptor family C group 6 member A-like. Gene Ontology annotation, cellular component: plasma membrane. The transcript has 4 exons. Lineage: Eukaryota; Metazoa; Chordata; Actinopteri; Cypriniformes; Cyprinidae. The record is from RefSeq and is a predicted model, not a curated record. Gene Ontology annotation, biological process: G protein-coupled receptor signaling pathway. The annotation marks the transcript as partial. Gene Ontology annotation, molecular function: G protein-coupled receptor activity.